AUGUGCAAAGCUCCUGUCCUAAAAUUACCUGCCUUUACAAAACCUUUUAAAUUAGAGUGUGAUGCUAGUGGAACAGGCAUAGGGGCAGUUCUAGUGCAAGAGGAUAGAUCAGUGCACCCUUUCAUAUUAUACACUAACCAUGAAUCUCUUAAAAACAUACAUGGCCAACAAAAACUCAAUCCUAGGCAUGCUAGAUGGGUAGAAUUUUUGCAAACCUUUAAUUUUUCAGCCAAAUACAAGACUGGGAAAACUAAUGUCAUAGCAGAUGCCCUAAGAAGGAGACACAGCUUGUUGGCUAUCCUUGAAGCCAGAAUCUUGGGGUUUAAAAUAAUCAAAGAACAAUAUCCAGGAGACCCUGAUUUCAACAUCCUUUAUACAGCUUGUUUAACGGAACCUCAAGGAUUAUUUUACAUACAACAAGGAUUCCUUUUUAAAGGAAAUAGAUUAUGCAUACCUAAAACACCCCUAAGGACUUUGUUGAUUAAGGAGGUGCACGAGGGAAGUUUGGCUGGGCACUUUGGGAUUCAGAAAACCCUUUACAUGGUCAGUCAACAUUUCUAUUAG
Molecule: messenger RNA, 564 nt
Organism: Amaranthus tricolor (Joseph's coat)
Lineage: Eukaryota; Viridiplantae; Streptophyta; Magnoliopsida; Caryophyllales; Amaranthaceae
Exons: 2
Coding region: 1-564 (187 amino acids)
Source: RefSeq, a predicted model, not a curated record